Striga hermonthica is the source of this 1077-nucleotide messenger RNA. The record is from the annotation of a GenBank genome assembly. Lineage: Eukaryota; Viridiplantae; Streptophyta; Magnoliopsida; Lamiales; Orobanchaceae.
AUGGGAUCUUUGGUGAUUUUGUUUGGAGAUUUUGUGUUGCACAGAAAGUGUUUGAGCCACCACCUUCCCAAGACCCGCCGCCUCACCCAUCUGGAGCUCGAAUUGACCACUCUUAACUCCAACUCGGCAAGUGGGUCCCUUCGGAUUCUCAGGCUGAGUCGAGUCGAGCUGGCGGAGGGCUCCCUCGAGUCCCUCCUGUCUGGGUGCACGGCUCUCCGCGUGUUGAGGAUGGAUUACUGUAGGUACCCUCCCGGUUCUUCGACCGUACGCUUCUGUGGGCCCCACCUCAGGCUGGAGUGCCUCGUCAUCGAGAUGUGUGCAGGGGUACGGGAGAUCGAGUUCCACGCGGCCAGCCUCGUCAGCAUUGAGUUUCAUAACCGUAAGCCAGUCGAGUUUAUAUUUCAUCACAUCCCUCGUCUGCAGACACUGCACGUCGACCUCAGCAUGUACAGUAACGUAAUGCGUUACGUCUCGGGGACAUUGCCCUUUAUAUUGCCGUCUGGUGGUCAACUGAGGUCGUUGACCGUGGGUAGCGCGUACGACGUUGAUAUGUUUCAGGUCCCUCGGGAUGUUCCGGCCGACGCGUUCAACAAACUCAGGCGAUUAAGGCUUAGACUCGGUUAUGCAGCUUACACGUAUAUGAUCUUCGGGAUGAUUCCGUUUCUAAACAUCUGCCCUGUCUUGCACGAGUUCCGCUUAGACACAGAAUUUGUGUACGAUGAUGGCCCGAAGAUGAAGAUGUUUUCAUCGGGCACACUAAUCCACACGGAGCUGAAGAAAGUGGAAAUAAAUGGAUUUUGUGGGACAAGAAACGAGAUCGAAUUGUCAUCGUGCAUAUUAGAGAACACAAAAUCUCUUGAGCAAAUGCAGAUAAACAGGUGCCCCAGGUGGGAUAUGAGAGGCAGCCAGUGGUGGAUGCACAAGCCCGAAUGGAGUCAACAAACGCGCGAAAAGAUUCUCAAACUAGUGCACGGGCAAAAAAAUUCCAAAAGCGCACGAGUGAUUAUUCGACAUGUUCCUGCUUACGAUGACACUUGGUCGACACGCUACACGGAUUAUGAUAACUUUGUUCUUUGA